Pygocentrus nattereri (red-bellied piranha) is the source of this 1791-nucleotide messenger RNA. It is a transcript of the gene slc38a6, whose product is annotated as solute carrier family 38 member 6. Gene Ontology annotation, biological process: L-glutamine transport; amino acid transmembrane transport. The transcript has 16 exons. Bases 187 to 1545 code for a protein of 452 amino acids. Lineage: Eukaryota; Metazoa; Chordata; Actinopteri; Characiformes; Serrasalmidae. Gene Ontology annotation, molecular function: L-glutamine transmembrane transporter activity. The record is from RefSeq and is a predicted model, not a curated record.
GGUGAGCAAAGAAAAGAGGGACACAAGGGAAGAGAGAUAAUAGAGAGAAAAAAGGAAAGGAGAAAUAGAGACAGCAGGGAAAAAGAGAGUUGAGGAAGGGAGGAAGAAAGGACAGGGAAGUAAAGAGCGACACAGGGAAAGAAGGAGAGUAGGAAGGAAAAGGGGGUGGAAAAAGAGAGAAGUCUAAUGAAUAAGGACGGAGUGAACACGACCAUCCAGGCUGGCAGUGGGGAUCAGCCGGACAGAGAGGAGGUGGAUGAGACUACGCCGCUGCUGUCGCAGGGUGUGCGGGUUUCUGGAGGAGCCUCCUUUGUGUCCUCGAUCUUUAACCUGAUGAAUGCUAUAAUGGGCAGUGGGAUUCUGGGGCUGGCAUACGCCAUGGCCAACACAGGAAUCUUAGGCUUCAGUGUGUUGUUGUUGCUGGUGUCCAGUUUGGCCGCCUACUCCAUCCACCUCCUGCUCACACUGUGUGACCAGACAGGCUUGAACUCGUAUGAAGGUCUGGGGGAGAAAGCCUUCAACAGAGCAGGCAGGGUCGUGGUGGCCUGUACCAUUAUAAUCCAGAACAUUGGUGCCAUGUCUUCCUACAUGUUCAUAUUAAAGUCUGAACUUCCGGCCACCAUCCGCAGCUUCCUGAGAACAGAGUCUUCUGAGGUGUGGUAUCAAGACGGUGUUAUUUUGCUGGUUCUGGUCACAGUGCUUGUGGUGCUCCCUCUGGCUCUGCUGCCAAAGAUUGGUUUCCUUGGUUACACCAGCAGUCUGUCGUUUUUCUUCAUGCUGUUCUUCACCGUUGUGGUGGUGGUGAAGAAGUGGUCCAUUCCCUGCCCUUUACCCGUCAACUCCACUCUCAGCCUGCAAAGCUCCAACUCGUCCAGCUCGGACUGCACUGCUCGCCUGUUUGUCCUCUCUAGUAAGAGUGCCUAUGCUAUUCCCACCAUGGCCUUCUCCUUCCUGUGCCACACUGCUGUCCUGCCCAUUUACUGUGAACUUCACCGGCCGACUAAGCGGAGGAUGCAGAACGUGGCGAAUGUGGGAAUCUCUCUCAGUUUCCUGGUUUAUUUGGUCUCCGCCCUCUUUGGCUACCUCACUUUCUAUGCCCAGGUGAACUCGGAGCUGUUGCUAGGAUACGACGCCUACCUGCCGCGGGACGUCCUGGUGACCACGGUGCGUUUGGUGAUCCUGCUGGCUGUGCUGCUCACGGUGCCGCUCAUACACUUCCCAGCCCGUAAAGCAUUGUUGAUGAUGUUUCGGGGCGAGAGGGAAUUCUCCUGGCUCUCUCACUGUCUCUCCACCCUUUUCCUCCUCGUGAUUGUGGUCCUGCUGGCUGUUUAUGUACCGGACAUCAGAAACGUCUUCGGGGUUGUGGGCUCCACUACCUCUACCUGUUUGCUGUUUGUGUAUCCUGGUUUGUUUUACCUGCAUAUCAGUUCUGGUGACAUCAGGUCCUGCAGCUCAGUGGCGGCGGGUGCUCUCGUGGUGUUCGGUGUGUUUGUGGGUUUGCUGAGUCUCUGCAUCAUCGUCAUUUCAUGGGCGCAGAGCUUCUGACCUUUCACCUUCUGACCUCGUCUGCCCUCACUGGAAAUGCUUGCACAUUCAUCACGGUGCCUUUUACUCACAAAACAAAGUUUACUGAAUGAGGGACACGUUAAAAAGUGACACACAGGCGCAGUUAUUACCGUAACACAGAUUAUACAUGUCGACCAAGCUUUCCUCAGGGGCUGCAGCUGCUGUAUAUAUGAAAAUAAACUCCCAUAUAUCACACGUGCUGUGGGAAUAGGGUGUAUAUGUGGA